AUGGCGCUGGGAGGCUGCGGCCGGCGGAAAGGCUCGGCGGGGGGAAGGCGGAGCGGCGGAGCCGGCCCGGCCGCCCCUUCCCGUGGGAUGCGGGCCCAGCCCCGGCCGAGCUGGAAUUUCUGUACACGUGGACCCCGGGCCUGGCGCGCCCGCCCCGCUCCCACCGCCGGUCGCCCCGCGGCAUCGCCGGGGCAAGUUCCCUGCGGGCGGCGGCAGCGGGGCCCGGCGGGAGAAGCCGCAGCGUCAAAGCUCCACUACGAGGAGUACAGCGUGCGCGGGUUCCCCGCGGCCGCGCUGGAGCCGCUGCAGCGCGCCUACGCGCGGGCGCUGGCGCAGUACGCGGGGGCGCAGUGGGCGGAGAGCGCCCGGGCGUUGGAGGCCAGCCUGCGCCUCCACCGCCUGCUGCGCGACAGCGAAGCCCACUGCCACCGCCGCUGCGCCGCGCCCGCGGAGGGGGACCCCGCGCGGGGGGACCCCGCGGAGGGGGAGCCCGCGGAGUGGGAGUGGGAGAGGGAGAUGCAGCUCUUCGGGAGGCUGCUGCGCCGGGCCGGCUGCUUGCGCGCCUGCAAGCGCGACCUGCCCGUCUUCCAGCUGCGCUACCCCCCCGCGCAGACGCUGCGCGACUUCCAGCGCCGCCUGCCCUACCAGUACCUGCACUACGCGCUCUUCAAGUCAAAUAAGAUUGAGAAAGCGGUGUCCGCUGCCCACACCUUCCUGCAGAAGAACCCCAAGCACGAGAUGACCUUGAAGUACCUGAACUAUUACAGGACGAUGCUGGAUGUGGAUGAAUACCUGGUUGACCUGGAGGCUCAGCCCUAUGAGCCGAUAUUCGUGCGGUCGGUGAAGCUGUACAACAACGGGGAUUUCCGGAGCAGCGCGGCCGACAUGGAGCAGGCGCUGACUGAGUACUACAAGGCGUACGAGGACUGCCUGGCUGGCUGUGAGGGUGCCUACGAGCUGCAGGAAUUCAAGGACUUCUACCCCUCCAUCGCAGACCACUUCGUGAGCGUGCUGCAGUGCAAGGUGGACUGCGAGACUGAGCUCACCCCCAAUGUGGGUGGCUACUUCGUGGAGAAGUUUGUGGCCACCAUGUACCACUACCUGCAGUUUGCCUACUACAAGCUGAACGACGUGCGGGACGCGGUGCGCAGCGUCUCCAGCUACAUGCUCUUCGAUCCGGACGAUGCCGUGAUGCAGCAGAACCUGGUCUACUACCGCUUCCACCGUGAGCGCUGGCGCCUGCAGGAGGAGGACUUCAAUCCCCGGCCGGAAGCCGUGCGCUACCACAACCGGACAGCCGCCCAGAAGAAGAUGCUGGACUUCGCCAGGCAGUACCUGCAGGCUGACGACGAGAUGGAGGUGGACAGCGGCGAGGAGACAGAGGCACGGAACCUGCCCUCUGACGGCGAAUUCGAGGGCGAAGGCGACUACGAGGAGGGCUUCUUCGCGGAGUGGUGGCAGGAACCCAAGACCAAGGGGGACAAAGCCGACCAAGGUUCCUGA
Messenger RNA from Haliaeetus leucocephalus (bald eagle), 1503 nucleotides. It is a transcript of the gene P3H4, whose product is annotated as leprecan-like 4. The transcript has 8 exons. Gene Ontology annotation, molecular function: collagen binding; protein binding. Gene Ontology annotation, cellular component: endoplasmic reticulum. Bases 1 to 1503 code for a protein of 500 amino acids. Gene Ontology annotation, biological process: collagen fibril organization; peptidyl-lysine hydroxylation. The record is from RefSeq and is a predicted model, not a curated record. NCBI's taxonomy places the organism in Eukaryota, Metazoa, Chordata, Aves, Accipitriformes, Accipitridae.